AUGUCUCUUUCCAAACCCAUACUACAGUCUUGCCAAGAACCUUGCGGCGAAAAUGAAACAAACAAUCUUGGCUCUACGUACCCAGGAAUAAUGCUCCCUUCGAAUAAUGGUUCAGUGCAGGCACUUGACCAACAAGCUUCCUCAGCCCACAAUCAAAUCGGGAACGAGAUGAGCUUUGAGUCGCAGUUGACAGAAUUAGAGAGGGAAGCAGCCAUGUUGCGAGAUAUAAGCUCGCAAUUGGAUGACAUCUCGAACUCUACCAUGAAUAAAGUAUCUACUUCUGACGUGGAUUCCCGUUCAGUCUAUAUAGGGAAUUUGCAUAGGGAUGUUACUGCGCUUGAAUUGGCGUUGCGCUUUUCAUCGAACGAAGAUGUUGUGCGAGUCACAAUACUAUCAGACAAAACUACUGGUCUUCCUAAUGGAUAUGCCUACUUGGAAUUCUCGCUGGUGGAAGGGGCUUCUCAAGCCAUGGCACGAAUGGAUGGAACACCUCUACGCGGAAGGAAACUCAAGGUGAGAUGGAAGAGAACGAAUAUUUUUGGCUAUAACAUCUUGCGUAGAGGUCGAAAUGGCCGGCUUGUCAGGGGUGUUGGGCGUUCCGGGUACAGGCUGUUCGGGCGCUUUCAAGGGAUCAAACACGGUGCUUCCAUCCCUCGAUAG
Clavispora lusitaniae ATCC 42720 is the source of this 660-nucleotide messenger RNA. RefSeq lists its product as uncharacterized. Gene Ontology annotation, molecular function: poly(A) binding. The record is from RefSeq and is a predicted model, not a curated record. NCBI's taxonomy places the organism in Eukaryota, Fungi, Ascomycota, Pichiomycetes, Serinales, Metschnikowiaceae.